This is a messenger RNA of Eutrema salsugineum, 1303 nucleotides long. Its product is annotated as polygalacturonase. The coding region runs from base 23 to 1204 and encodes 393 amino acids. The record is from RefSeq and is a predicted model, not a curated record. The transcript has 4 exons. Gene Ontology annotation, molecular function: polygalacturonase activity. Lineage: Eukaryota; Viridiplantae; Streptophyta; Magnoliopsida; Brassicales; Brassicaceae. Gene Ontology annotation, biological process: carbohydrate metabolic process.
CUAGAGAAAAAACAAAUCUAAGAUGGCAAAAAACACUCCUUUUCCUUUUGCCAGCAUAUUAUUUUCCAUUGUCUUACUUCUUAUUAACUCUUCCAACGCAAUGCCUUCAUUCAACGUACAAAGAUACGGAGCUAGAGGUGAUGGAAGAACAGAUGCGACCAAGCCAUUUUUGACGGCUUGGUCAUUAGCAUGCCGCUCAAGAGCUCGAGCCAUGGUCUACAUUCCCCGUGGAACAUACUUGGUCAGAAACAUAGUUUUUUGGGGUCCUUGCAAGAACAUUAUAACUUUCAAAAUCGAUGGAACGCUAGUAGCUCCAGCGAAUUACUGGAGUAUAGGUAAUUCUGGUUAUUGGAUCCUAUUCGCUAAGGUAAACCGGAUCUCGGUUUAUGGUGGAACCAUCGAUGCUAGAGGAGCUGGUUAUUGGUCCUGUAGAAAAAAAGGUGGUCAUUGCCCUCAAGGUGCAAGGUCUAUAUCGUUUAGUUGGUGUAACAAUGUUCUAUUAAGCGGUCUAACGUCGUACAAUAGCCAGAAUAUGCACGUCACGGUACAUCAUUCUUCUAAUGUUCGGAUUCAAAACAUAAGGAUUAGGGCUCCAAGUGGAAGCCCUAACACCGACGGUAUCCACAUCCAGUCUUCUUCUGGAGUCACCAUUAGUGGUGGAACCAUUGCGACUGGUGAUGACUGCAUUGCUCUUAGUCAAGGAUCUAGGAACAUUUGGAUUGAACGUGUGAACUGUGGACCCGGACAUGGAAUCAGCAUUGGGAGUCUUGGUGAUUACGCUAACGAGGAAGGUGUGCAGAAUGUAACCGUCACGAGCUCUGUUUUCACCAAGACGCAAAAUGGAGUAAGGAUAAAGACUUGGGCUAGACCAAGCAGAGGGUUUGUGAGGAAUGUGGUAUAUCGAAAUUUAAUCAUGAGAAAUGUGGAUAAUCCGGUGAUCAUCGAUCAAAACUACUGCCCUAAUGGAAAAGGCUGUCCACGUCAGAGCUCUGGUGUGAAGAUAAGUGGAGUGACUUUUGCAAACAUAAAAGGAACAUCAACAACACCAAUAGCUAUGAAACUGGACUGUAGUGGAAGCAAUCAUUGCACAGGACUUAGGUUACAAGACAUUAAGCUUACUUACAGGAGAAGAUCAUCGACUUCGUAUUGCCGGAAUGUCCAUGGACGAGCCUCCGGAGUUAUGGUUCCAAGGAAUUGUUUGUGAAUCAGGAAUCCAACAUUUAAUAAUUUGGAUUAUAUUUAUAAAGCCGAAGAUCAAUUGUUGGGUGUAGAUAUGUUAUAAGGUGAUGUUUGUUUGAUUCGU